UUGGGUUAGCUGUAAAUUCCGAAUGUAUCGUCUUUUAAGUUUCUCAAAAUAUAGGCGGGUGACGUCUCCGCGUUUUAUGUCCUCGGCUGGAAAUCUAGAAGGAAGAGUGGCAAUUGUUGCUGCAGGAACGGAUGGUACAGGACUUGCAAUUGCCAAACGAUUGGGACAGAAUGGAGCUCAUGUCGUUGUUAGUAGCCGAAAGCAGAAAAAUAUUGAUCGCGCAGUUGAUGAAUUGAAUUCAAUUGGAGUAAAGGUUUUAGGAAUACAGUGUGACGUUGCUGAUUCUGAGCAAAGAAAAAAUUUGAUAGAAAAGACAAUGAAAGACUUGGGUUCCAUAAAUAUUCUUGUUCAAAAUGCUGGAGUCAAUCCCCAUCUUUUUAACAUUAUGGAAACUCCAGGAAGCGUUCUUGACAAAAUAUACGGCCUUCAUAUCAAAGCAAACUUUCAGUUCGUACAAGAAAUAUUUCCUCAUAUGGCCAAAAGUGAGCACCAAGGUUCUAUAAUAUUAACGUCAACCAUUGUUGGUUAUACAUCUCAACAUAUACCAGGAGCUUAUGCAAUCACCAAAGCAUCGAUCAGUGCCAUGGUUCGUGCCUUCAUGGCAGAACUAAUGAAUCAAAACAUACGAAUAAAUUGUCUCUCAUUUGGUGGAAUUGAUACUUUGUUUUUUCAAAAAGUUCAACAGAACCAAUCUUUAAGAGAAAAUCUUUUGAGUUUAAUCCCGAUGAAACGUUUUGGAAACGCUGACGAAUGCGCCGGACUCGCGGCAUAUUUAGCUUCAGACGAUGCUAGUUACGUCACAGGGGAAAAUUUCCUAAUAUCUGGAGGAUGGUAUAGCAGACCAUAGGAGCCAAUAAAUGAGAAAAGAAAUCAUAUCAUAACGAACGCAAUGUACUAUCAAACGAUUUUAUUCAAGAGUAUUCAGUUGCAAAUAGAAUUCGACGUUACCCAACUCGGAGCAGUGAAGGGAAUUGGAACGCUAUUCAGAACGUGUAACGAUGAAUCUUUGAAUACUUAGGCUGGUCACGUGAAUCUUAUAUCGUGGUUGAUUACUUAUGUAAGGCACAUCUGUUUCAAGUGUAUGAAGCUGUAUACAGAUUAAUCUCUCUAAUGAAUCAUGACGUCAUGAGCCAUUAUUUUAUGACAUUUCCAAUAUAUUCAUCCCAUAAAAAACUAUCAUACGUAUAAUCUUUUAAUGUGAUAUAAAACAAUCAAAUGUGCUUGAUUUAGGAAUAUUCACGUCUUUUGUCUUCGAUAUGUUGAUAACUUGCGAAUGACAUUUUUUAUUAUAUGGUCAAGAUAUACAUGUCUUUUAUUUAUGUUUAAGUUUAGACUGGACCUACUGACUCAGGUACUUAUCGUCGUUGACCAGUUGGGUCAGAUUUGAUAGCGCUGCUGGGCCCUAGCCCAAAUAUGCGAGCCCGGCUCUACUUUAUUCAAUAAUCAUGCAAUAGAUCAAAUGUUGUAAAUUUUUUUCUAUUUUAGUGUUUUGAUAUUUAAUACGUCACACAAUACAUGAACGUAUUUUAAUUGCAUCGAAAUGAAUUUGAUUGGACCCGAUAACACAUAUAAGACAUACCAAUGGUUAGACAUUUCUUCAUCUUAUUUGAUACUUGCAACCAAUAACGCAACUUUAUAUUUAAUUUUUAAAUCAUUGUGCAUAAAUGCCAAUCUUUCAUAUAGAUGGGUAAUAAUUAGCAAACGGAUGAAUGAAUAUUUUUUUUAAUUAAUUUUGAAAGGGAUAUAUAAUUGUUUUGUUUUCAGAUACUCAUUCUCACUAUUUGGUAAUAAAUAUCUAUAUUUCUUUUUUCGAAA
Molecule: messenger RNA, 1815 nt
Organism: Styela clava
Lineage: Eukaryota; Metazoa; Chordata; Ascidiacea; Stolidobranchia; Styelidae
Source: RefSeq, a predicted model, not a curated record